AUGGAGUUCCCCACAACAGGAAAUCGUUGCUCUUGGAAGGAAUGCAAACAAUUAGAUUUUCUAUCAACACCAUGUGAUCAUUGUAAAUUAGAAUUUUGUAAGGAACAUUUUCACGUAAUUUCACAUUCGUGCUCUCAAUUUGUCGACAAUGUUGCAACAAAUAUGGAGAAAUUAACAUCCUACUGUUGUUCGGAUAUUUCUUGCAGUCUAACGUCUGUGAUUGAGAUGCCAUGUAUUGUAUGUAAAAAACACUUUUGUCUCGCUCAUCGUUAUCAUGGCUGUUUGGAAUUGAGUGAAGAGGAAAAAUUACAAGAGAAGAAAAAAUGGGACAAACCAAAACAAGAUUUUGCUGAUGCAAAAGCUGCCGUCGAUCAAACGAUAAAGGAGAAACUUAAAAAAUCAAAAAAUUCCGCAAUGGCCAUUAAAGUGCAACUUAUGAAAUUAAAAGGUAGUUCCAUCGGUUCCCAAGGAAUACCAACGGCUGAUCGACGUUACUUUCUCGUUUAUUAUCCCACGAGUACAAAAAAUGCUGGAAGCUCGAAAGGAGCAUUUGUCUCGAUAAGCUGGUCAAUGGGAAAGACAAUUGAUUCAAUUGCUGAUUUAUUAGGUAUUCCAAACUCCAAUAAUGUAUCAACUUCAAAGAAAUUACGAAUAUUUCACCACGAAACUGGUCUCGUUAUCUCGGAGAAAAUGGAUACACUUCUACUGGAUCUUUUCAACAGCAAAGAUUUAAUUGACGGACAAAGUAUAAUUUUGGAAUAUUGCAAUGAUCACAAAUUAGAACCCUCUAUUUAUAAAAGUAAAACAUUUUGAUGUUUUUUUAAUUACUGUUUAAUAACUCAAUUACUACUAAACAAUACAAUUUUAUAUAUUUUUUCUUCUAAUUUCUAUAUGUUUAUAAGUGAAAUAAAAAAUCUUGAUUACUAAAAUAUAAAAUUUUGUCUCAAAAUAUUGUAAUUUGUAAAAUAAAUAUUGUAAAGAAAACGAAAUUUAUUUUCAGUACAAAUUUUAUUUGAGCGAAUAUUUCCAAAAAGUCUUGUAUGUCUAUGCUUGACUACUUACAGCUAAAAUAAUUACAAUCGAAUAUGAUCAACAUUUGGUCGAGUAAAGUAAAAAAUACUAAAAUUUGAACAAAUUACUCAUUUUAUAAUAUUAACUGCAGUAAACUAAUUUUUCUUCUAAUAAAAAAUAGACUCAGUACAUUUUUAGAAAUUAUCGAGUACAUUUCAUUAUUUUUUUUUCACUGGCAAUUAUCAUCAUCUUAUACAAUAAUUGUAGUUCUUUUUUUCUCGUUACUAUUAUACAAUUAAAAAUAAUUCUAUUGUUGUCAUUGUACAAUUAUAAAUAAAUUGUAUUGCUACAAUUUUACAACUUUAAAUACUGGUAUGAUUACAAUGUUUUUUUUUCAAUUAAUUUUACUGCAGUGCGACUUAGACUUUAGAUUUUAUAAGUUUUUAUGAUAUUAAAAACUAUAUAAAGAACCUUCUACAAGAUCAAUAUAAUUAUGAAUUACUUCAAUACUGUUCUUACAAUUUUACCAUUAAUAAAAAAUACAAUACAGCAUGUGACAUGCAUUUUAACAAAGAAAUUCAUACAUUCACGCAAGUUUAUUGUCAGAUUUAUUAAUGGACAAUUAAAAAAAAAAUAAUAAUCAUAAUAAAUCUGAAAAAUAUGUGCAAGGAAUUUUGGCACAAGGCUCUUACAAAUAUAUUUUUGUAAAUUUGUAUAAAUUUUUCAAAUUUCACAAUUUAUAUUUGAAUGCCAAAAUAAAUUUGUGUGCGCAAUUUCCUGUGCGUUAAAAAACAAAAUAAAAUGUAUAUAAAAUAAACAUAUAUGUCAGUCAAUAGACAAUCGAAAUUAUCCACAAAUGCGUGAAAUGUUAUUUUACAAACAAAACAAAAAAUAAAAUGAACCUGCGCUGAUGGCAAUAAUCUCUCAAUUCUCAAAAUAUUAAUAAAGCAUUAAUAAUGUUAUUCUUUAUUCUAAAUCUAAUAAUAAAAAAAAAAGAGGGAAAAGAGCAAACGCUCAAUAUUAUAUAUAAAAAUCACAAAGAUUAAGUAAUCUUAUACGAAAUUAAAUGGCAAUACUCGAAUUAUUUUUUACUCUUAGAUUCGAGAGCGCAUAAAAUUAAGGAAUCGAACUAUUCAGAGUUACGAGAUUCAGAAAAGAUUCCUGGCAUUUUAUCUAUACAAAAAUUAGUUUUCUUUUUUAUCUUUUUUUAUCUUUGUUUCUUUUUUUUCUUCUUCUUUCAUCUAUCCAAAAAUA
Messenger RNA from Leptopilina heterotoma, 2265 nucleotides. Its product is annotated as AN1-type zinc finger protein 1-like. Gene Ontology annotation, molecular function: zinc ion binding. Bases 1 to 813 code for a protein of 270 amino acids. Gene Ontology annotation, cellular component: cytoplasm. The transcript has 2 exons. The record is from RefSeq and is a predicted model, not a curated record. Lineage: Eukaryota; Metazoa; Arthropoda; Insecta; Hymenoptera; Figitidae.